GAAGUUGUUUAAGUUAAAUGUAAGAUCACUAAAUGGGCAAAGUGGGCUUGAGGUGGGGAUGAGAUGAGCCUAGCCUUCGGAGACCCACUGUAAUUGAUUAGUAUCGAGGUGCUCCACUCCCUCAGGUAAAACUGGAGACGGGAGAUCUGGUUUCAGACCACCGAGUUCCCGAGGGAGGAAAUGGCAGCAGAGCUCUUGCUUUAGCGCUGUUCGGAUAGGGCGCAUGGAGAGCCAAUCAGCGCGCGCGCUGCGCUCUUUUAGCGCGACACCACUGGACGGGGAGCACAGCGUCUCCAACCAACGUCCAAAACUUAGGAGCUUGUUGACACGGACAUCUCCAACCAAGACAUUUUGUAGAACCUUUUCGAAAAAACAUUUCAUUAGCACUAUCAGCACUAUCGCAUCAGGAUUCAAACCCCAUUCCGCUCUUUUCUGCAGUCCAAAAGCAGAGCGGUUUGGCCGUCAGGAGUAACGCGCCCACCGUCGUCCGUCAUGUCCAUGUUGCCCUCGUUCGGCUUCACGCAGGAGCAGGUCGCGUGCGUGUGCGAGGUGCUGCAGCAGGGCGGGAACCUCGAGCGACUGGGCCGCUUCCUGUGGUCCCUGCCGGCCUGCGACCACCUCCACAAGAAUGAGAGUGUGCUCAAGGCCAAAGCUGUAGUGGCGUUCCACCGCGGCAACUUUAGGGAGCUGUACAAAAUCCUGGAGAGCCACCAGUUUUCGCCGCACAACCACCCCAAGCUGCAGCAGCUGUGGCUGAAAGCCCACUACAUCGAGGCCGAAAAGCUGAGGGGGCGGCCGCUGGGCGCUGUGGGUAAAUACCGAGUACGGAGGAAGUUUCCUUUACCGCGCACCAUAUGGGACGGAGAGGAGACCAGCUACUGUUUCAAAGAGAAGAGCCGCGGCGUGCUGAGGGAGUGGUACACGCACAACCCAUAUCCCUCUCCACGAGAAAAGAGAGAGCUGGCUGAAGCCACAGGGCUCACCACCACACAAGUGAGCAACUGGUUUAAAAACAGGAGACAGAGGGAUCGAGCCGCUGAGGCCAAAGAAAGAGAGAACAGUGAGAACAGCAACGCAGGCGCGAACAAACAGAACCAGCUGUCUCCGCUGGACGGCGGCAAGUCGCUGAUGUCCAGCUCAGAAGAGGACGAGUUCUCUCCUCCACAGAGUCCCGAGCAGAACCCGGCUCUCCUGCUGCAGGCCAACAUGAGCCACCCCGCCUCCUCCUACAGCAUGAGCGGCCUGGCCAUGCAGAGCCACCCGCACCAGCACCAGCUCCACGACUCCAUACUGGGACCUCUGACCUCCAGCCUGGUGGACCUGGGCUCUUAAGCCAUUAAGACUGAAAUUCUAUUUAUUUUUUGUUGUUUUAUUUUGUACGGAUCAAUAGAGCGAGCUAUUCUGCCCCUUUACUGUAGAUAUAAACCUCGAACGGUAUAAUGUGAACACCAGAAAUCUGUAGGUUUUUAUCCUGGUAAAGUUUCACAGUAGGUUUAUACCGCAGUAGCAGGCUGAUAGCCGCAUGGACUGACAUUUGCCAAGUCGUUAAACUGGACAGAGGACAAAACCAAAAUCAGUAAAUAAAACCAGUCUUCAUCACUCUCA
Pangasianodon hypophthalmus (striped catfish) is the source of this 1605-nucleotide messenger RNA. RefSeq names its product SIX homeobox 1b (gene six1b). The transcript has 2 exons. NCBI's taxonomy places the organism in Eukaryota, Metazoa, Chordata, Actinopteri, Siluriformes, Pangasiidae. Gene Ontology annotation, biological process: regulation of transcription by RNA polymerase II. Gene Ontology annotation, molecular function: DNA-binding transcription factor activity, RNA polymerase II-specific; RNA polymerase II cis-regulatory region sequence-specific DNA binding. Gene Ontology annotation, cellular component: nucleus; transcription regulator complex. The record is from RefSeq and is a predicted model, not a curated record. The coding region runs from base 493 to 1332 and encodes 279 amino acids.